UACCACGAUCUCGCCUACCAACGCGGGCUGCAUCAUACCCCGCCGCCGGCACUCGACGGGGUGAUUUCUGUACCGGUAGUUGCUCUGGAUGACGCUGUGGUGUCCUUACUCAUGCCCUCUGAUGCGGCCAGUGAUCUGCUCAACGAGACCCGCGAGCGUGCGGGCGCCAACGUGCCUCCACACCGCGUGUCGAUCGAUGCCGCUUGGGAGGCGGCAAUGGCACGACAGCUGCGGCCGCUCGUCGCCCACUCGUCUGCCGACGUGACGAUUGCGUUGGCACAUCUCAACCUUGCAACAGCGUUUGUCGACGGCGUGUAUCGGCCUGCAAUCCCGCGAGACGGUGCGUUUGGCGUCCUCCUCGUGCUUCUCCCCUCGGUGUUUGCGCCCAACACAGCGUGGUCGCUCCAAGGUCGCGAUCUACACGAGACGUGGGUACCCGCCUCGACGACCACGCACGUGCCAUGGUUCGCCUCCAUUGGCUUCAAGCGUCUCUCGGUCGAUCGGGUCGCAUUCGGGCUGCGCGCUGUCCUCGUCUACCACAUGCUGGCGGCGGUACCGGUACCGGCGCCACCGGCGCCGAAGCCGUUUGCGCUCGUCGCCCCGUUUCCCAAGCACGCCGCGCUCUUUCGGUGCCAAAACCUCGACGCUUUGGAGGCGACGCGACUGCGCCGUGACGACGUCCGCGCGCUCAUGUCCAUCCGCGCCUCGGGCGAGUACUUUGUGGUGCUGGUGCACGUCGUUCUCGAUGCGGAUGCAAGUCGCAUCGUCGAGGCACGUCGUUUCGAUCCGCGUUGCACCAUACCGCAGCGCUUUUUGGACCGGCUCGCGGGCCAGACCAUCGACGCGUGGUUUGCGCUAAACCCAAAUGCACCGAGAACCGCGUUCCAAGCGCUCGUGUGGCCGGCCACGCGCAGCGUCGUGCUUCUCGGAUGCGACGCGGCGCUGCGCGGGCUCGAGGCCCAUGGCGAGGACCAAGAUGUUUUGCUCUACUUUUACCCGACGCCGUGGCGCUCGACGACAAAGAAGCAGAAGACGACUGCGUCGUUGCACCGCCCCGCGCUCGCCAUUGUCACGUGCUUUCCCCACACGGACGCGCGGCUAGUCGCACGCUUGCUGCGCGUCGUCGCCCAGCUGGAUACCCCGCGGCUCUUUGCCACGCUCUUGCGUGACCACAUUGCAGUGUUGGACGCUAACGCGCUAUCGUAUGCAGUUCAGACCUUGGGUCCAGUCAACGCGCUCCCGGGGGUCAUGGCACUCGUCCUCCGUGCGACCAGAUCGGUCCCGAGCCUCUUGGCCGGUGUCGUCGCAUGGACGUCGCAGCUUCAAGACGAGUACUUGGCCACGCCACUGACGACGCUGCCUUGUACGAUGUGCGCGACAACGUGGUCGCCUUUCCGCCCGCCGUGGCCAUCCCGCUACUGA
Molecule: messenger RNA, 1422 nt
Organism: Saprolegnia diclina VS20
Lineage: Eukaryota; Oomycota; Saprolegniomycetes; Saprolegniales; Saprolegniaceae
Exons: 1
Coding region: 112-1422 (436 amino acids)
Source: RefSeq, a predicted model, not a curated record